AUGUCUAAGCCUCGCGCUUCUUGGGGCUUGGGGAUUCAUUAUCCCCCACCCUCGAGUGCUGCACACUCUGCCGUAAUCACCGAAUUUCAACAAGCCACACUGGAGGGUCUGAUCAAUCUGAAACCGAUUGGCACUGCAAUUCGUCGAUCCCAUCCCAGGGUGCGGGGGGUGAUUGGAAUCGAACAGAUUCCAUACACCAUCACUCGUUCGGAACUUAAACAAGAGAUUUCCGCUAGAUAUGCUGUUGCGGAUGGCUUUCCCGUCCAUGUCAUCAUGGAACGGUCAACCGGUAAAACAAUGAAUUGUUAUAUCGAAACGGCCAACCCGGGUGUGGCUGCAGAGGCAGUGCGAGCGUCCAAUAGCGGUGAGGUUGUCCAUUCCAUUCGCAGCCGCCGUGUUGAAUUGACGCUCAGCAAUCAAGGCGAGCUCAUGAAGGCUGUUUUUCCAAACGCGAAAUGUGUGGAUUGGAGCAGUGAGGGCGAGCCGACGGUCCGUCAGCCACGCCCCGACGAGGUGUACUCCACCGGCUUCACUGGUUUUUUUGCCGACGAAGAGCUUCGGUGCUUGUCAUCAUAUGCUGAGUUCCCAAAAUGCAACAAUUUCACAAAGAGGGUUCUUCAACGAACCUUUGAGUCUCUCCUCAGCGCCGUCUCGAAGUACCCAUGGCACAGGACCGAAUUGUACACAGUGCGCGAGCGCAACAAUAUCUUCGAGACAAUGCGGUUCAUGCUUGAGCUUCUGAUUUAUAAAAUUAGUAGGCCACAGCAGGAGAUAGGCCUUGAUAUGGCUCUGGUAGGCGAUAUCAUUGACGUGGGUUUGCGUUGUCCGGCGUUUAAUCCCCGGAUGAAGUACUGCCUGAUUGAGUUUGGCGGACGGAUUCACCUAGACGAAACCUGGCGUCGACUAUCGCCCGAGGCCCUUGCGUAUUUCCCUUUCGAUACCCUCACGUGGGUGAAGAAAGAUCCUUCCGGUUUGCAGUUCUAUGGAGGUCUCAUCGCCGAUGGAGAAAUUCCUCCAACUGAUGAAACUGCUCAAGUUGGGUUGAUCAACCACUGGGCAAAUGGACACAAUCUUCUGGAACCCUACGGCCAUCAAUGGUACGAGUGGGACGUGGAUAAGAUUAACUCAGAGUGGAAAUAUGAGAAUUCUAUCAUCUACGAGGAGGGACUACUUCACAAGUUGAUUAAAUCCGGUUACAAUCAGGUGCAGAUUUCCAUUGACUCUGCACAGAACUCCAGCGCUAGAGUCCGCAAUUUCACUGGACUGGACGAGGAAGAGGAAGAGGACUAG
Molecule: messenger RNA, 1290 nt
Organism: Penicillium malachiteum
Lineage: Eukaryota; Fungi; Ascomycota; Eurotiomycetes; Eurotiales; Aspergillaceae
Exons: 6
Coding region: 1-1290 (429 amino acids)
Source: RefSeq, a predicted model, not a curated record